Messenger RNA from Epinephelus fuscoguttatus (brown-marbled grouper), 4169 nucleotides. RefSeq names its product leucine-rich repeat flightless-interacting protein 2. Bases 146 to 1126 code for a protein of 326 amino acids. The record is from RefSeq and is a predicted model, not a curated record. The transcript is spliced from 6 exons. Lineage: Eukaryota; Metazoa; Chordata; Actinopteri; Perciformes; Serranidae.
CUCCGUAGAUCACGGCCUGGGCGUCGGCAGUUCACUUACAGCUGUUUCUGCGUAGGAAACAAAAACACAAAACUCCUCUUCACCCAGCUGAGAGCUCGGAGGUGUCUCUUACAUAAAGGAAAACUUAAUAUAACCUAUUAAAAAAAUGCACUCAGUCACGCUGGACAGCAGUGGUUCGCCAAAGAAGCGGACGUUAUCACGGGGCAUGAGCGAGGAUGAGUCUCUCCGCAGCAUUAUAAAGGAGACAGAGAGUUCAACCAGGCGUCUGACACGAAGCGACAGCCGAGCAGGCACCCUGAAGAGGACGAGUGAGAGUCAGCAGUCUGACCAGGACCUCCUUAUGGGACUCCCCGAAAUGCUGGAGCUGCAGGCCAGCUAUGACGAGGUGGUGCAGGAGCUGCGUGGGCUGGAGGUCGAGCGAGAGGCUCUGUUGUUCCAGGUGGACGUCCUGCAGGACACGCUGGAGGGUGUCGAGGAGCUGCUGGCCGAGGCCCAGAGGGAAGCUGGACAUGCUAGUAUGGAGUUGGAACGAGAGAGGGAGGCCAAGAAGAAACUGGAGAUCAUGGUCCACUCUCUGAUGCAAGAGGUGGAGAGAUUAAGAGAGGAGAGGAACAAGGAACCAUCUGCUCCAGCAAACACACAUGGAAAUGGGGACAAGGGAACGAGACAAGGUCAAGGAAACCAAAUGAAAAAUGAUGCAGAGGGACCAAUGAAAGACUCCUUGCUGUGUGACCCCCAGAGCAGUGAAAGCAGAGGCAGAGCGUCAGAGGAAGAGGGACAGAGUGAAGGGGCAGAGGAUGAAGGAAGCGUCAUGACGAAGCUGCGGAAGAUGGUCAAUCGGCCCUUGAGCCACGUGCCCUCUCUCGCAAUAGACAGCCCAUUCUGUGAAGACGGGGUCCUGCAGAGGCCUUUCGAAAACGGCGUCCAGGAUGGACCAGACGACUCAGACAGCAUAAGUGCCUACGAGGAUGCAUCUGCUGAGACUCCAGAGCAAGAAAGGAUGUUCCCAGAUGAAGCGGAUGCUUUGGAGCUGCCUGAUGAUUCGGAGACGACUUCUAACGACUGCCCGAUCAAUCACGGGGAGACCCAAGACCCCAAAAACCCUGAAGCUUGUGUCGUGUCUUAAUCUGUUUACUGGGCAAAAGGUCAGACAUUAUUGAUCAUUGAUCAUUUGGUGUAAUUCAAGAGCUCUUUGAUCUUAAGUUUACCUACAUCUGAUAUUUAUGUUCUUAAAAAACUUUGAGGCCAACGGUAACAUUCAGAGUUGUAACUAGAGCUCCAACAAGUAGUCAGUUGAAAGAAAUGAAUCUGCGACUAUAUUGACAAUCGAUUCAUCGUUUUAGUGAUGUGUCAAAAACAUGCCAAACGAUCGCUGGUUUAAGCUUCUUAAAUGUGAGGAUUUGCUGCUUUUCUUUGUCAUAAAUAUAUAGUCAAAGAAAUAUAUUUGGGAUUUAAGCCGCUGGUGCGAAUUUGAAGACGUCACUUUAGGCUCUGGGAAAUUGUAAUGAUAAUUUUUCACUAUUUUUGACAUUUUAUAAAGUAACGAUUAAUCUGUAGCUUAAAUUGAUAAAUAAAAUAAUGGUUAGUUGCAGCUCUAGUUGUAAUACACUGUAAGAAUUGUAAGUUUCAGUUUUAAAUUCACAACAAAAAAACUCAGGAUCCAGGUGGUUUACCAGCCUGAAUUCCACUAAUGACUACUUAAUACUAUUUGCCAAUAAUUUCUUUUUAAUAUCUGUCUUAACUUCUUUAAAAAAAAUAUAUCUGUGGAUAGACAUGGAAAUAGUCCAUGCUGCUUUGACCGUUUACCUCUUUUAAUCUUUUGAUAAGGUUUGUUUGUGUACUAACAGCUGCGAGGACACACAUUGGGAUAUACCUGUAGACAAAACACAGUGAGCUCCAUCAGUAUCUGGACUUUUGAUGUUUUGGCUCCAGUCAUGUUAAAGUGUCUGGAAUUUACAGAGGCAGUCUGAACAUUUCAGACACUCCCAGCUGUUAACUGAUUUAAAGAUAUUUGAUGUGGCUGUCUUCAGCUGUAGAGCUCACUGUACAGAAGGUGUAGGAUGUGUUUGACACUGAUCUUUGGAAGCUAAGAUAAGACAAAGGCAGUCGUCCAAAAGGCUAUGGAAAACAGAUUUUUGAAGUAAGGGAAAAUGCCAUCUAUUUGCUGCCUUGCUGAUCUUUACAAAUUGUAUUUUUUUAUCUUUCAUAUCUGUCCCUUUUCCUGUUUUUAUGUUGAAUUUAGGGAAAUUGAUUUGGCUGCAUUUGCACUUUUUAAAGUUCUUGUAUUGUGGAAUAAAUUUAUUCGAUUACAUUAGAAGCAACAUUCCCUUAAAAGGACAGUUUAACCAAAAAUUAAAAAUACACAUUCUUUCUCCGACCUGUAGUCCUAUUUAUCAGUCUAGAUUGUUUUGGUGUGAGUUGCUGAGUGUUGGAGAUAUUGUAGAGACCUUCCCUCACAUAUAAUAGAAUAAAUGUCACUUUGCUUGUGGUGCUCAAAGUGCCAAAAAAUUUGAAACACUCAACAGCAAUGUCUCUUUCCAGGAAUCGUGACCUUCUCACUCAAGAUAAUCCACAGACCUUGUUGUGAGCAGUUUCAUGUAGGAACUAAAACAUGCAUCUACUGCCAGCUCACCUAGCACCACUGAGCUAGCUAACGUAAUGGCAUUGAUGUUUACACCUUGUGAUGUCACAGGAACAAGAGGCGUCCAUGGGUAGAUGCACGCUUCCUUCAUGGUGAUAAUAGCUGGCGGGUUUAGCUCCUAGUUGAAACUGCUCACAACACUAAAACAAUCUAUACUGAUAAACAGUGCCACAGGCAAGAGGAGAAAUAUGUAUUUUAUAUUUUGGGGUGAACUGUCUUUUCACAACCAAACACGUCAGUGAGAAGUAAUCAGCUGACCUGCUGCAGGCUGUAUUCUCUCUGCCUGCAUGGUAAUACUGUAUGCACAAUUGCAGUGAAACUUGCUGAAAUGAGUCUCUUUGGAUGUCUUUGAUUGCUGUAAACACUUUAUAUUUAAUUGCAAUUUUUUAAUGUUCGUUUUUACAAUGGUACAUUUCUUUUAUGCUUGAGGCAAGAAUCGACCCUUUCACCUCAUUUGUGAUAGUUUGCAUGAGCAUCUAAGAAUGUAUUUCCAAAUCGCACAUGACUUGAUCUAUGUCAUUUAUCAGUACUUUUGCACGCAGUACACAUAUAUUACAUAAUACUUUGAUCUAAGGUAUUUACUGCGACAAUUGGUGUUUUGAAGGGAUUUUAAUUUUACUUUUUUUGCAUAUAUAAAGUAUCAUUCUGUCAUUUCCUGUUUUUUAAGGUGGGUCUCAAGUUUGCAAAUAAUUCCAGUUUGAUGGGGCAUAUGUGACACUAACAUUUUUUAAAUGAAAAUGGCAAUUUUGAUAUCUGAUUCUGUUACACAAAAAAACAAAAGCAGAACAAUAUUAAAGCAUUAAUAAAAAUGUAGAAAUAUGUAGAAUGUUAACAGCAGCUGCACAGAGCUGCUCAUCAUUUUGUGGGUUUAUGGCGGCGUGUUAAUGUUUGUAUUGUUUCAUUUGUCUUUUAUAUCACUUUCAUCACACAGUCCUAUUUCAACAUAAUGCUGGUUCACAUGCUGAUACUUGAUUAUCUGUCGUGUUGGCUGCCGUUAUGCACAAAAUGAGCUGAUAGGAGGACGUUACUGUUACUGUAGUGCUGUGCGGUGGCACUGUAGUCAGUUCUUGAGCAAUCAGGUCAUUUGCAACCAAUGCUGGUCAGACGUUUCUAAAUGAACAUCCACAAUCAUUGGUUGUUUAUGCUGUCAUCAACAAUUGAUUUUAUUUUCCUGUUGGUUUCCUGUCAGGUCAAAUAAUUUGGUUUGUUGUAAUGAACCAAUCAAGUUACAUUAGUCUAACUUCAAAUGUUUAACUGAUCGAACAUCAUAUUUAAGCUUCAUUUUAUUUCUCAAAGCAGUGACAUUUCCACAACUUACAAAGUUAUCAAAGUGCUUUUCGUGUUUCAUUUUCCACAACAAUGCAAAAAAUAUGUUCUUCAUGUGAUCUGUUUUAUGGGGUAGAUAUUUUUGACUUGUCCUGAGCUUUGUAUUACAUGUUAAGAUGUAACAGUAAAUUACAUAGAUUUAUACUUGUAACACAAAAUAUGUUCCAAACAUAUCAAAAUAAAAAAAGUGAAAUAAUGCUGA